AGUAUUACAGAGUGGACUGGUUACCACAUUGUUUGAUCCGAGUUUAAAAUACUUUCUGAUUAAUGCUAGAGAGUGAACCGAUCAUUUGUUAGGAUCCACCGUAUAAACUAUUUAUGCCAAAGCCCAAGUUUAGACUGGUCAAAUGAUGAUAAUUUAAUUUUAAAAAAAAAUCAAAUCUAAGACUGAUGUGGAUACACACCAAGUCCAAAAAAAAACUAACACUAGACUACCACCGGUUACCCAUAUACUUUCUUGUACUAGUUUCUUUGAGACUUGUGUCUAGUCGAUAAAGUGGGGAAUGACAUUGAAAAUAUAUUUAACUGUGAAUAUAUGGUAAUGGCAAGCAUGAUAGAAGAGAUUAAGGAGACUCAAGAGAUGAUAGGUAUGGCGGGGAAACACAAUAACACGAGGGAUAUCGAGCUCAUCUCUGCAGUUAUGUCAACACCACCAUGGAACGGCUUGAGAAGGCCGACGUUAGGUACCGAAUACCGAUUCGUGAUUGAUGUUGCCAAAACAUUGAAGCCUUCAUCCUUAAUAAGAAUUCUUAAGAAUUGAAGUUCCCCAAUGCUUGUUUUUUUUUCUUCUUGUAAUGAGUUGUCAACCUGAAAAUAAAUUAAUUAUUACACAUACAAGACAACUAAUAACAAAAUAAGUGAAAAGUCAAAGAGGAUAAUAAAUGAAGUGUACGACUUGUGUAUCGUUUGCUUCCAACAAGAGAGGAGACAGUGAAGUUCGAGUUUGUUCCCAAUGCGAAGCACUCCACUCCUUGAUAUGGCUUCUCUUUCUUUACCUCGUACCUUUUACCUCACUUCUCUCUCUCUCUCUUCCCUAGAUCGACCUUAUCUUGUCUUUCAUAGUAUACUACUAUUUUCACAAGCAUAAGUGAUACAUACAAAUGAUUCAACCUCCUUCAAGGUAAACUUUCCUCGACGGAGUGAGUUAUCCCACAUUGAACAAUGUGUAUAUGAAAAAAAAAAAAAAAAAAAAAAAACAAUGUGUAUAUGUAACCAUAUAUUCAGGUUAUGUGUAAAUUCUUAGAAUGAUGUUAUAUGGUGAAUUUAUCAUUGGAAGAUCAGCCUCAAUAUCUCUUUGACAAAUAGAUCCACAUAACAAAUCUAAUCGUGAUAGAUAAGUUAACCAGUGAGGUGGAUAGAAGUAACUUCACAACUAUCAUUAUAUACAUGCUUUGUUGAAAGAAAAAGGACAAAUGUGAUCGUGUGGUACAAACAAGUGAACGGUGACACAUAUGAAUUGAGAGGUCCUUGCUGUUAAACCGCAUCAACCGCUAUCACCGCUUAUGUCUACGAUUUAAAACUAUGAAUUUUUAAUUAAUAAUAACGAAUGUUAUUCGUAUUUGAAUAGUAUACCAUUCAGAAGAGACCAUCACUUAUGUAAUUUACUUAUUUACGUGAAUUUGGUUAUACACUUGUAAGUUGUAACCAUUUUUGUAUAGACUAUACACUUGGUUUCUACAUGGUUGUAAUGGAAACUUAAAAAAAAAAAAAAAAUUUUAAAUAUACAUACGAUGUAAGAGGCAUGCAUGUCACAACACUUGUAUAUACAUCUAUGUGUGUUCAUGUAUAUAUAUAGACAUAUGAAGACUCAUGAAAAUCACAAGAGCCAGUCUCUCACUCUUGCCCACAUAUUGAACCAUCUCUCCUUAAGAAUUCAUGAUGACUUCAUCCCAUCAGAGCCACACCACCAGCUUCAACCCCCGGAGGAUCAAGGCUAAGGCGAAGCCACCACAUCAGAUCAGUCGCAUGGGACCGUCACCGGCGGCGCAGCCGGUACUUAAAUGUCCGAGGUGUGAUUCCGUCAACACCAAAUUCUGUUACUACAACAACUACAGCUUAUCUCAGCCACGCCACUACUGCAAAAACUGUCGCCGUUACUGGACACGUGGCGGAUCCCUCCGUAACGUACCCAUCGGUGGCUCAACCAGAAACAAGAACAAGCCUUCAAGCCUCCAAGUCAUCUCUUCUCCUCCUCCGAUUGUAGCGUCAUUGUCGUCUCACGAGCUCGUUGAUGGGUUUCGUAUGAACAGAGCGAUGAUAGACCCUCCUGCAACGGCGUUUCCAGGUGGAUUCUCUGGCUACAUGUUUUCGUUGGAUCCUAACUACAAUCUUGCAUCUUCUUCUAUCGAGUCUUUGAGUUCUUUAAACCAAGACUUACACCAGAAGCUUCAGCAACAGAGACUCUUCACUUCCAUGUUUCAACAAGAUUCUCCACCGGUUAUGUUUCAUAACGUUGAGCUACUUCCUCCUUCGACGGCGACAACGGAGUGGGCCUUCGAUAGAUCAGCCAUUAGGGGAGCAACAAGUGGCAGUAAUGAAAACAAUGGUGAACGUGAGGGUAAUUUAGGAAGUUGGUACUAUAAUCCUAAUAAUUCUAUGCCCUAGUUCAUUCUAUUAAUUCUCAAUGUCAUUACCAUUAUUAGUCUCUAAAUGUUGUAGCUAGCUUGCAGAAGCUAGAUGAAACAAAUUCAUCAGUAUUAAGUUUCCCCUCUUGUAGUAAAUUUUAACAUAAUAAUUUGGUUGAAAACUGAUAGUAUUCAUCUCUGCAUGUAACCGCUUAAACAUGACAGCAUAUAAAUAUAUUAUUUAUAAAUUUUUAUAUGAAAUUUACAUAUAAUAAGAUGAAGAAGCAAGAGGAACGUGAAGUAGAAGAGGACAAGUUCAGCUUUAGGCAGAGACAAGCGAGAAACUCAUGAACUCUCUUAUGUAUAUAUGUAAGACAUUCUCAUGGAUCAUACAUCCAUCAUCAUUGAGCA
Molecule: messenger RNA, 2770 nt
Organism: Brassica rapa (field mustard)
Lineage: Eukaryota; Viridiplantae; Streptophyta; Magnoliopsida; Brassicales; Brassicaceae
Product: dof zinc finger protein DOF4.7
Biological process (GO): regulation of DNA-templated transcription
Molecular function (GO): DNA binding; DNA-binding transcription factor activity
Source: RefSeq, a predicted model, not a curated record